This is a messenger RNA of Helicoverpa zea (corn earworm), 1675 nucleotides long. RefSeq names its product kxDL motif-containing protein CG10681. The record is from RefSeq and is a predicted model, not a curated record. Gene Ontology annotation, cellular component: BORC complex. NCBI's taxonomy places the organism in Eukaryota, Metazoa, Arthropoda, Insecta, Lepidoptera, Noctuidae. Gene Ontology annotation, biological process: lysosome localization.
UUCCUAUCUCGAUGGUCUAGUCCUAGUCAAGUCCAAUGUCAAUCUGACAUUGACAUUCCAACAUUUUGUUUGAUUUUUCGUCACAACAACGAGUCAUUGACGAAUAUCGAUUUAUUUUCUUUCCUGCCAGUUCGCUGAAAUAAAAGUGUUGUAAAAUGGCUAACGAUACUCCUGAGAGCGAUUUCUCGAUAGAAUGUUUCCAGAAUUACUCAGCCCCAGAAGUUUUUGUCCAGGGUUUGGCGGGGAUGGUGAAUCAGAACGAUGUAGAAACUAUCAUCCGUGCUCAGAAGAAUAUGUUGCAGCGUUUUGAGAAGACAACAGAGAUGUUAACGAAUUGCAACCAGCUGUCUGCCAGCCGGCUGCGAGCUGCCUCCACGGAGUUCACGAAGCACACGCAGCUGCUGCUGGAGAUGAGGAAAGAUCUGGAGUUUAUAUUUAAGAAGAUUAGAGCUAUUAAGACUAAAUUAAGCACACAGUACCCAGAAGCAUACAAAUCAGCAGUAGCUGCAUCAAUAGCCAACAGACGCCCUGCAGAAGAUGAUGAUGAAGACUUCAAACCAUCCGACUCCAGGACGGAAUCCAAAAUGGUUGCCACAGUUUCCACAGAAACUCUGAAACCUACCACCAGUGAAACUACCAAGAAAUCUAAGAAAAAACCACUGACCACUGAUGAAAGUAAUAAUAAUAAAGAACCCAGUGCUGCCAGCGCAGAAAAUCCAAAGAAUCUUGGUAGAAAAGUAAAGAGGAAUAGUAGUUCUUCUGAGACAGAAAGUGCGAGUUCUGGUGAUGACAGCAGUACGGAUACUGGCUGAAAAGGUUGAAAUUAAUGUUUUUUUUACAUCUUGCUUUCUGCAUAUGGGCAGCCUUAAAUGUUUGGCUUACUCUGAGCGUAUUAUCUAAUGCCUUGUGUAAAAGGUUUAAUUGUUUAUAUAAAAAUUAUAUUAAUAACAACCUUUGUCAAUUAAGACAUGCAAAGGACUUUUAUCUGGCUAAGUAAAGGGUGCAACUGUGUUCCAAGAAAUAUUUAAUAUAGCUCAAGGUACUAUAAAAAAAAAGUAUAUUAUAUACCUCAUUAUGGCAUCAUUCCUGUGUAUGCUUUGUUAUACUCAUUAACACAAUAAGUUAUCAGGUAUAUGUUUUAUCAUGUAAAUAUGUAAGUCUUCAAAGAAAUAUAAGUAACUUUCAACAUUACUAUAUAACACCUGUACCAAGAGGUGAUUCGUUUUUUUUUAGGAUAGUGUAAUUUCCUACCUUGAUGUUGGUAAAGUCUUCAAAUAAUGAAGGAACCAUAAAUAAAAAUGAAAACUAUUAUGAGACAAGUUAAUCGCCUUUAUGACAGAUUUGACAUGGUUUGUCUUUGGCUACCUGUUCGUUAAAGCUUUUUGUAUAUUUGCUUAUGAUAGUUUCUUCAAUAUUUUAAUCAGAGUAAGUUUACCUCACUAUGGAAUAAGAUUAAUAUAGUAACAAAAUUGUCUCAUAUGUUCAGAACAAAUACUCACCCUCAAUUUUUUUUUGUCUUCCAUAUAAAAAAUAACUGCAUAAAUAUGUGUAAUUCUCAAUAUUCAAUUUAUCUGUUUAAUAUUGACUAAAAUGCUAUGAUUAUUUAUUUAAAAACAAUACUUAUAGUGGAAUCAUGUAAAUAAAACAAAAAUUAAUAAAGAUUAUCAAAAUAUUA